Molecule: messenger RNA, 2219 nt
Organism: Cyclopterus lumpus (lumpfish)
Lineage: Eukaryota; Metazoa; Chordata; Actinopteri; Perciformes; Cyclopteridae
Gene: tor3a
Product: torsin family 3, member A
Exons: 6
Coding region: 204-1307 (367 amino acids)
Cellular component (GO): nuclear envelope; endoplasmic reticulum lumen
Molecular function (GO): ATP binding; ATP hydrolysis activity
Source: RefSeq, a predicted model, not a curated record
GAAAGACGGGCGGAGCUAGGUGUACGCAUGCGCGGUACAAAGCUGGGGGAAAGCCGCCCCUCCUUCGCUGCCAUGGGGGGAGAGGGGUACUUACUCCUCUCUGUGCGGGCCGCCAAUAAACAGCCGCGUUUGAAUAAACCGGAGAGGACGGCAGAGCGGUGCUCAGUCUAGUUUCGGGCCCCCUCGGACCAUCCUCUUCACCGAUGUUUGUGCGGUGGCUGCUGCCUGUGCUCCUGGCUCUGUCCGCAGAGGCCGAGUUCUUCCAGUUCGACAGCAUUUCCAAUGUGUCUUCUUACUAUUUUAAUUACAUUUAUUGCAAUGUAUGGGAGGGGGAGUGUCAGCCCAACCAAGACGAUGCUACACAGCAAGUUCCUACCAGGGACCUUUGGGCAGGUCUUUCUCAGGACUACACCAGCCUGCUGCAUCAGUGGUACUGUAGCCUUGGCCAGUGCUGUGACUCUGGAGACUGCAGGAUAACCAACAACAUCACAGGUCUCGCUAGGGACCUUCAGACAAAGCUCCACGGGCAGCACCUGGCUCAGUCUGUGGUUCUGAAAGCCAUCCAGGGUUUUAUCAACAACCCAGAGUCCAACAAGCCGCUGACCCUGUCCUUGCAUGGCUGGUCCGGCACCGGCAAGAACUUUGUGUCCCGGGUCAUCGCCGAUAACCUGUACCGUGACGGGGUGAAGAGCGAGUGUGUCCGUCUGUUCAUCGCCCCGUUCCACUUUCCACAUGCCAGACUGGUGGACACAUACAAGGGCCAGUUGAGAGAGGCUAUCCGGGACAUGGUGUUGCGCUGUCCUCAGACUCUAUUCAUCUUUGACGAAGCUGAGAAGCUUCACCCGGGCCUCAUUGAUGCCAUCAAACCCUACAUGGAUCACUAUGACAACGUAGAUGGAGUCAGCUACCGCAGAGCCAUCUUCCUCUUUCUCAGUAAUAUUGGUGGAGCUACGAUCAAUGACGUAGCGCUGGACUUCUGGCACUCCGGUCAAAAUCGAGAGGACAUUGGUAUGGAAGACCUGGAGCAUCGUCUACGAGCUGAAACUAUGGAGUCCCAUGGUGGGUUCGCUCAGAGUGAGCUGAUGUCUGGCCACUUGAUCGACUUCUUUGUGCCAUUCCUGCCUCUGGAGUACCGCCAUGUCAAGCUCUGUGCACGGGACGCCUACGCAGCACGAGGCCUGGAGACGGAUGAAGCUACGCUGGAUGAGGUGGCCAAGGCGAUGCUGUAUGUCCCCAAAGAGGAGAGACUGUUCUCAGCUCAGGGAUGCAAGUCCAUCCCCCAGCGGAUCAACUUCUUUCUCCCUUAGUAGGAGAGAGACAGACAGAGAGACCUGGCGGAGGUGUGAGAAUGCUUUACCAGCCCAUCUACGUACAGAGCCACAGCGGAGAUGUGUCCUCUCUGCUCUCGGCGCUCUCCCCCGACAGAUACAACGCGUGUCUGUCCAGGUCCCUCAGAGAAGGCCAGACAGCAGGACUAGUAUAAAAGGGGAAAGCAGCUCGACUCAUCCUGGAGACAUGAGUGCCGGACGGUCAUCAUGUGCAGUUUGAUCCUCACAGUAUCAAGACGGAGAAUUAGACAGUGGUAAUGGUUUUGCGUUGUACGUCAUGGAGAGUUACUGAUACACUUUUAGUUUUGCUAUUUAUGUCUGUUCACCUUGGCCAAAGUCUUAGGUUCACUGUUUUUUAAGUUUUUGCCUGUAAGACAUAGUGCUAAAAUUAGCACUGAAUAUUUAUUGUCAUAGUUCAACAUCUUACUGUCCCACAUUAUUUUUGUGGAGUUGUUUAUAUAAACAUUUUAUGGGAACAUACGGUAUAAGUGAAUAUUAAAUGGCACUGUAGUGUGGAUGUGUAACAGCUAUCGUAAAUGGUACUGUGAUGCAAAUGUUACUUGAGAUUGUUAUUGAAAUCUAGUGAACGUUCUUUUCUUUUUGUAAAUAUGUUUUAAUAACAGUGCUUUAAUAUAUUUUAACAUUAACAAUGUCUUGGUGUUGUCAUCAUUACGUAAUCUGCUGUUUGUAAUCUUUGGGCAUUGUUAACAAAUAUAUUUUAUUCACUGACUUAUGUUCACUCAUGCAUUUGCUUUUCACAUACUCUCUCACGGGUUUGAGGUUGUCCACUUUAGUGCUUUCAGUGCCAAAGCUCAGGGUCACGUCACAAGAAGAACAUGAAAAGAAAUGUCAGAAAUGGUUUUAUGAAAAUAAACAUCCACAGUAAACCAA